CAACGCUCCUCUUUCUCAAAAAAAUAAAAUAAAACUCUUCUUCAUUUCUCAAAUUAGAUACCCUGUCAGAAAUGUCAAGUGCUGUUUUAAAUCGUUUAAGUUUUGCACUAUUUCACUCCAUUGCAAGAAAAAACAGUUUGCAUUUACGGCCGUCUACUUGUCAACGUUUUUCAACCAGCUCUAUUUUCUUUCGAGAUCCGAAUUCAGUUACGGAGCCUACACCUUAUAGCAUACGACGUACAUGGUCCAGAGCAGAUACAGAAAAGCUGCUGAUACUAGUGACGAAAUAUGGUAACAAGUGGAAAGUGUUUGCAAAUUACUUCCCAGGCAGAACUUCGUUCUGUAUUCGAGCGCAUUAUUUCUCAGUGACGCAUGAUACCACUCGCUGGACCCUGGAAGAAAAGAAGAUUUUACAACAACGCCUCGGUUCAGAGCAAGAUCCAGAAAAUAUUGACUGGGAAGCGAUCCAAAGCAGCUUACCUAAAAGGAGAACAAUUGCUCGUAUCAAACAGUUUUGGCAAAAUUCAAUUCACCCAACCUUAAAUCGUGGUAGUUGGAUACCGGCAGAAACUGAACGUUUAAAGAAAUUGGUAUCUAAGCAUGGGAAAGACUGGGAGACAAUCGCAAAGGAGAUUGGGACUAGAAGUGAGGAUCAGUGUCGAAAUAAAUGGGCCUAUGAAGUGUCCACCUUGAAAAAAGGUGAGUUUUCAAAAGAAGAGGAUGAUGCUUUACUGCAAGCAGUGAAGAAAUACGGUAUUGACGAAUUUCAAAAGAUUCAAACCGAGAUGAAGAGUCAACGCAGUAUUUCGCAGUUAAGAACGCGCUAUCAUAAUUUUUUGGAUCCGGAUGUGGAUCGUAGUCCCUGGACUGAAGAAGAAAAAAAAGUAGCAGGUGAAAUGUUUGCUGAGUUAAAGAAUUUGAGGGCUGUUAAAAUAAAAAUGAAUAGUAAACGGAGUAUAAGAGACAUGUAUAAUCAGCUAAGAAAUAGAUAAAAUCAAGACUUUCAGUUUUUUUUUUUUGGACGAAUCAAAAAUGAAAAUUGGAAGCUAAAAUAUCUGAACUUUAAGACAACCCAAAAACUAAUUGCAUAGAUAAAAGACGCCCUCAACCUUAAUUCAACGUUCACUUAUGAAUAAAACGAUAAUUUUAGAUAAAAAGUCCUCUUAAGUUAACCGAUACUCAGUUUUCUCAGUAAUUGCUCUCUUAUAUUAGUAUGCG
Mucor mucedo is the source of this 1218-nucleotide messenger RNA. RefSeq lists its product as uncharacterized. The record is from RefSeq and is a predicted model, not a curated record. The coding region runs from base 72 to 992 and encodes 306 amino acids. NCBI's taxonomy places the organism in Eukaryota, Fungi, Mucoromycota, Mucoromycetes, Mucorales, Mucoraceae. The transcript is spliced from 2 exons.